This is a messenger RNA of Laccaria bicolor S238N-H82, 1290 nucleotides long. RefSeq lists its product as uncharacterized. NCBI's taxonomy places the organism in Eukaryota, Fungi, Basidiomycota, Agaricomycetes, Agaricales, Hydnangiaceae. The coding region runs from base 1 to 1290 and encodes 429 amino acids. The record is from RefSeq and is a predicted model, not a curated record. The transcript has 9 exons.
AUGGUUGUGGCGAAGGUUGUAAACGACGUGCUCGUCGACAAUGGACAAGCCCAUAUCGAGGAGCUGAGUCUGGUGAAUAGCCAACUUCGAGAGAAGGUGGCCGAGUUUGAAAGUGGGCGAGUCAAGGUGAAGCAGGAGGCUCAGGACGAUGGAAAACCCCUUCUCACCUCACGUGAAGCUCAAGACCAAAGCUCUCGGGAUGCGGAGGAUGCAAGGAUCGCAGAAUUAGAGAAAUCCGUGGACGAAUAUCGCAGGAAGUUUCAACGUCCCUUUCCUGACACUAGAGUACAGGCCUGUGCAGUGGGUAAUCAGACGCGCCAUGAUCCGGAGACCUCUUCUCGAUCUGACGAUGACGAUGAAUCAGGAGACGAGACGCCGUCGGAGGACGAAGAGGAAGAGGGAGAUGACGAUGACGAAAGCGGAUCAGAUGAAGAUGAAGGCAAAGAGGAUGAGGGGUUGCCUGAAAACAGUGUGCCCGGAGUCCGUGAUUUGAAGUCCGCGCAUACUCUCAAUGCUUUGAGUAAAAUAUUGGGGGACUUCCCUCAAGCAAAGAAACGUCCUCGGUUCGGGAAACUUCGCCCUGUCUCCGCCAGGGCAACCAACUUGGAAGAAUAUCUAGCAUCAGUAACUCUUCAUAACACGCUACCCGUUUCGCUUUUUUUUCUGACUUCAUCUAUGUUCCAGGAUCCGAGAACAUCCUGGUGCUCGAAGAGCUUUCUGUAUCUUCCUGGCCGUCUCGUCUGGUGCUCAAAGAGGAAAGACCACGCUCUCGCAUUUGGUCCCAUCUUCGCUUUCAAAUCGGGAAAGUGGAGUGAAACAUUCUCCUUCUCCCAUGUACUCGGGAAAAAGGUCGAGCUAUUCUUUCUUCACAAAAAGCAGAUCUACUAUGGGGGAAGCUACAUUUGCCAUAACAGUGGGCCACAGAACAAAGACGGUUUUCCAAUCCAGAAGGACAUGAUGGAUAAAUGGAAGGAGUUACCUUUUCGCCUUGCCGAGGCAAGCAUCGAAAAAUCUGCAAAAAAACGAGGUGCGAUGCGCAAAAUUGUAACGCGCAUGUACCUCGAUGGCGUUCUCAAGGCGGAAUGUUUGGGUCUUCAAUGCGUCGGCUUCAACAAUGGCUUGAACAGUGUCUUGAGUCAAAGGCUGGCCGACCAAAAGACAUCUAAAAAACGGAAGGCGGACUCGGGUAUCAGUGUGAAUAUGAUGGAAGCAGAGAAGAACGCACGCGGCUACGGCGUACGCCGCUUGUUGUCAAUCCAGGAACCUCGAAAGCGUGAACUGGUCGAAUAG